CAGUGGCUGUUCCUUUGUGGCCUGUAUACGUGUACUAUCGUAGGAAUGGAAAGUUCACCCGGAGUUCAUCGCUGAAUGCCUGCCUUGUUGCGGCGAGUGUAACUUUGUGAAAUAUGGGCCGGUGCUGUGUUCCCGGGUGCCGUUGAAACUAUGACAAUGGCCCAAAAGUGCGUGUUUACUGCUUUCCAAGAGACGAAGCACUGAAGAAAGCAUGGUUGCGAGCCAUUCCACGGAAGGAUUUCACACCUACAGUGCUUUCGAAGGUAUGUGAACUGCACUUCCACGCAGAUGACUUCAUCAUGACGUUGUCUCAUCAAGAUGAACAGACAGGAAGAACAAUAGAGAUGAAGCGUGAUAGACUGCAGUUGAAGAAGGACGUUGUGCCUUCUCUGUUCCCAAACUGUCCAAAAUAUUUUUCCUCAACGCCAGCACGCAGUGAAUCGCCAGACACCAAAAAAGCAAGAAGGGAAAAUGUUGCGCUGCAGGAGGCUAUGAGAAGAUCCCUUGAAUCUAAUGAACUAGAACACAAAAGAAACAAAAUUUCAUCAUACGAGGAAGUGAAAGCUAAGCUGUCUGGGAUUUGCAACACAACGUUUUGGACUAUUUCUGUCGAUGAAAAGUGCGUUAUGUUUUUUCUCAUUGAGAACGAUCCUUCACCUAAUGUGAAAUGCGCCUUGCUAGUUCUCCCAGAUCUAUCACUUUCCGUUUUCCUGAAUGGAGUGAAGCUUCAGUCGCUUCCUUGGGGUAGCACUGUGCCAAUUCAAGUAUGUGACACCUCCAGUCUGUCCUUGUUGCUAGAGGAGAUCGAGAAACACUUCCAUAAUAUACCUGGAGUGACGAAAGAGUCGAAGGAAACUAAAGUAUUGCAUUUAGUCAGUUCACUUUUUGCAGACGUCAUUGAGGACAGUGAUACGCCGAAAGAACACUCUGCUUUGUUGAAAUUUCUGGGUGAGCAGAUAACACUUCUUCUUGCGAAGCAGCGUGUGUAUAGUCCAGAACUAUUGGUAUUCGCAAGUAUUAUGAAUUCAAUUUCUCCUCAUGCUUAUCACUUCACAAGAGCUGCAUCAAGAAUUAUCUUGCCCCAUCCUUCCACACUCCGGCGUGUUUGCUCAAAUUACAAAGCUGACCCUCUUCUAGAGCAAAAGCAAACGCACUACCUUUCCUACAUUCGAGAACGAGUGAAGUCAAUGCAAGACCAUGAAAAGACCGUCACCCUGAUGAUUGAUGAGAUCCACAUAAAACCAUACUUUGACUACAAAGGGGGCACAAUAGUAGGAUCAUCGGUUCAUUCCAUAGAACCCGCCACAACAGCUCGUGUGUUCAUGGUACAGUCGCUCCUUUCUGCAAAUAAGGAUGUCAUUCACAUACUGCCUGUGAGCAAAAUGAGCGCAGAAAUCUUGCACGAGCAUGCUAAGAACAUAAUCUUAAAUGUUGAGAAAAUGGGCCUUAAAGUUAUCGCUGUAGUAACAGACAACAAUGCUCUGAACCGCAAGGUGAUGUCCUUAUUUGCUGCAAGCCCUCAACUGAGCAUUGUUUAUCCCCAUCCAGCAGACAACGGUCGUCCUCUUUUCUACGUUGUAGAUCCUGUGCAUCUGCUGAAGUGCGCCCGGAACAAUUGGAUCAACCAAAAAAACCACGGAACAUGUCUCUAUUUCCCUGAAAUGGACUUGAAUGGAACCAUGCCUGAAGGGCCUCCUCGUAUAAAAGCUUCUUCUUUUGCAGCUGUGCGGCAGCUUUAUUCUGCAGAGAAAUCAUCGCUUGUGAAGGCUGGCUAUAGAUUGAACGCAAAAGCCGUGAAUCUCACCUCUUUGGAGCGGCAAAAUGUGAAACUCGUCCUGGAUCUCAUGAAUGAGUUCGUGUCAAAUGCACUUAGAACACAUGGUUCCGCAUUGAAGAUUGCUCAAGCUGAGUCGACCGCUCUUUUCAUUGACAUUAUCCUCACAUGGUGGCGAAUAGUCAACGUUACAGACCCUUGCAAAGGCCAGAGGCUUAGGGACAGCAUGCAAUAUCCUGUAACGUCUGUUGGCGACACACAGUUAACUUUCCUGAGUGCAGUUGUCGACUGGCUGGACGCUUGGAUACGAAUUGGCGCCAGCAGUGGCUCGCUGACGAAAGAGACGUACAGUGCUUUGCGACUGACGUGCUAUUGCCUGGUUGAACUCUCGCGGUGCUGCUUGGAGGAACUUCACUUUAAGUACGUCUUGCUGGGAAAGUUUCAGACGGAUGCGCUAGAAGACCGGUUUGGCCGUUACCGCCAACUAGCAGGAGCACAGUACCAUAUUUCGGCGCGUCAACUCUACGAAUGUGAGAUAAAGCUUCGUCUUCAAAAACUUUUGACAUUUCCACGCGAUGAAACAGAGUGUGAAGGCAUCAGUGAAGAACUUGUAGGAUGCAACUUUUCCGUGGCUGUCAGUGACGACGAUAUUGCACGUGCCCACUCCGAUAUGGAUGUCAUUGUUUACAUUGCAGGAUACGCUGCUCAUGCUGCUUUAAAGAAGCUUUCGUGCUCCAUUUGCUUCAGUAGACUGGUUAUUCGAAACCGUGAGAUUGAAGCGGAAAACACAGCCAUGGUAGUUAACCUAUCGAGAGGAGGGCUGAAAUUUUCGCAGCCAUGCACAGUGCAUAUGGUACUGAUGACUAAAUUAGUUGCAGAGAAAUUGUCUUUCGGAGCCAACGCGAAAGAUUUUCUCUCCUGUGGUAAUCAGCGUGGUGUUGCGAGUUCGCAGACGAUUUCUCUCCUGGAAGAACCAGACAUUGAGACAUGCGAGAAUGGUCAUAGUGCACAAACUCUCUUGCGUUUGGUAGUUCGUGUUGCAACCAAUGUAGUUUUAAGCAACUUUUGCAAAGUAAGAAAUGACACUAUACAAGACAAUGCGCAGCAGAAGGCGGCAGCCCGCAAAGCAGCAACGCUGAAGAAAAAGUGAAUGCAAUAAAAGUGGAUGCAAGUUCUUUCUAACGCAAUAAAAAUACUUUUGCGAACACUUCA
Molecule: messenger RNA, 2986 nt
Organism: Dermacentor andersoni
Lineage: Eukaryota; Metazoa; Arthropoda; Arachnida; Ixodida; Ixodidae
Source: RefSeq, a predicted model, not a curated record